This is a messenger RNA of Aspergillus fischeri NRRL 181, 1344 nucleotides long. RefSeq names its product putative C6 transcription factor. Gene Ontology annotation, molecular function: DNA binding; DNA-binding transcription factor activity; zinc ion binding. The transcript has a single exon. Gene Ontology annotation, biological process: response to xenobiotic stimulus; DNA-templated transcription. The record is from RefSeq and is a predicted model, not a curated record. Lineage: Eukaryota; Fungi; Ascomycota; Eurotiomycetes; Eurotiales; Aspergillaceae. The coding region runs from base 1 to 1344 and encodes 447 amino acids.
AUGACGGUCGGCCUGGAGUUGCAGGCCGCAAAUCCCCCGCGCCUGCACUCUUUUGCGUAUAACCCUGGAGUUCGCGCAGAGCCCAGCUGUGGUGUCUCUUUUGACUUGACUGCAUUUAUCUCAUGGGAUAAAGUCCGAAGUUUGAUGGAUGUGUACUUAUCCACUGUCCAUCCCGUGUUUGGACUGCUGGACAUGGAGCGGCUGUACCAUCGAUGCGAGGAGCACUGGCACGGGAAAGCACAAGGCCUCUGCCUGGAGGCGCUAAUCAGCGGAGUCAUUGCUCUCGGCUCUCUCUUCUCCGGUUUUCUCAGCGAAGAAGAAGAGACGAGGGUCAUGCUGCAUGCGAAGGAGAUCCUGGAAGAUGCCUCAGUCAGCCGGACACCCUCCAUUGACAAGAUCGCCGGGUGGAUCUUGCGUACCAUCUAUGUGCGAGCGACCAGUCGGCCACACUCGGCUUGGAUGUGUAGCUGCACCAUGAUGCAUCUUGUUGAAGCUGCUGGCCUCCACCAGCCAUUAGAUGCGGUCAUUCUGACGACCGGAAGUAGUGGCAGAAAGGCUUUGGAGGAUAUCGCUGAGACACGGGACCGCAUUGCCCAGGUAGCUCAGUGUUUGAAUAUAAUCAUAGCCUACGACUAUGGGCGGUCCGCGGUAGACCUUGGAUUGACAUGGAAGAGAGACUCGAAGAGCGAUGCGCCAUCUAAUGACCUGACACCUCAGUUGUUCAGUCUGGUCGGAGCUGUCCCACUCGACAACAAUGCUGAUCCGGCUGCCAGGCGGGAUGAGUUGGCCAUGGGCCUCGAAAAUCUGGUCAAGGUAUCGGUUGAGCAUGACUUUUUGAUAUUAGUCAAGGCAGACCUGGCAUUUUGUCUCUACCGCCGACUUCGACUUUUAGAGUCUGUAACACCUCAAGCACAGCUCGACCGGGUUAUCGAGGUCGGUUGUUCCACAUUACCCUCUGCCCGACGACUGGUGGCACAGAAUCAUCCAUGGUGGAAUGUCGUUUGUACUGUCUUUCAGUUCAUUUGCAUUCUUGUCGCCAUCGAUACAGCCGAGAGUCUGGAAAAGAUAUCGGAAGCCGUGGAGACCCUGGAAAUGAUCGCACAGCGAUUGAACACACAUUUGGCAAAUGAAGCGCUUCACACAGCACGUCAUCUCAUCAACGCAUCAUUGGAUAAGAAGCGAAAGGGCAUCUCGAUCCUCGAGCGGGUAUCGGGAAUUUCUGCGCCGACUGACCCUGAUCGCUUGGGAGGACAGUGGCUCCCUUCAGAUUCAUUGCUGGAUUCCUUUCCACAAACACCGUCGAUUGAUAUGGACUUUCUUCUCGGUAUGGACUUGCUGCUUUGA